AUGCCCAUCGUCGGAGAACAUGCAUUCUCACGGGCCAAGAACUACGCCUACCCUCAGGCCCUGAUCGACUGCGUCAACCAGGGAGACAACGUCACCUACAACAUCGACGCCAAUGACUUCGACUGCAGCUACUUUGGCUUCUGCAGUUGUCCGCGGAUGACUGCUGAGCCAGACAUCGCCGGUCGGGGUGUCAUCUUCGCCUUCGUCUUCACAGCCUUCGUGACCCUCCUCACAACAAUAUUCUGCCUCGUAAUAGGCCGCACGAACGAGGAGCGCCAGACCAUGAACCCGCUCGACCGCUUCUUCCGAAAACACGUCUCCGCCCCCGCGCGAAAUCUCAUGCACCGGCUACACAUGAACCCCGACCUGCAAGCCCUCGUCGCGUACGAUCUCGUCAACACGCUGAGCGACCUGCAGCUCGUCACCGGCAUGGCCAUCCUCGUCGCGGGGAUGAAGCAGCUCUUCGAGGGGACGAUAUCCACGUACCACUUCAUGAUCGUCACCGACCUCGCGUGGUUCUGCUCGAACACGCACCUCUUCUCGCUGCUCGUCAUCACGAGCAUGCGCGACAGCGUCAAGCGCACGCACCCGGAGCGCUACAACGAGCAGAACAUGGUCCUGCCGCGGCGGAUGGCAAGGGCGUUACGGAUCUUCUUCAUGGCGACCACGGUCGUGCUGCUGCUCUACGCGCUGUACGUCGGCGGGUACGCCGAGAUAUACGAGCCCGGCCAGUUCCGCUGUCCCAUGAAGUGCUCGCUCGGGCUACCCAAGGGCGGCGACCCGGCCAGCCUCAUGAUCGUCAACAUGGUGAUGAUGGGGUACUUCUACGGCGUCAGGAUCUUCAUGAGCUCGCGCACGGGGCGGAUAUUCUGGAUGGACCACGUGCGGAGCCGACUCAUCGACAAACAGACCCAGCAAUUCAACGUGCUGCAGCCCGAGGCGGUAUUUGCCGUGCGAUGGACGGAGAACACGGCGUGGCGGUGGUGCAAGGCGGCGUUCCGCGGGGUGUGGUACUUCUUCGCGUCCGAGGUCGAGACCAUCGUCGGGUUGAUGGCGUACUUCAGCUUCGGGAUCCAGGCCGUGGUCGACGACCGGCGUAUCGGGCACUCGGAGAUGGAGCAGGACGAGAAGGACGAGGAGAACAGCCUGAUGUUCAGCCAGCUGGUGCCCAUCUUCCUGCUGAUCAUCCCCUUCAUGGGGCUGUUUGAGUCGUACGCGCGACACUCGGUGGCGGACAGGGAACGGCGGUCGAAAGAGCUGGACGAGCUUGCCGCCUCGCUGGAGAUCAUGACCGCCCCCAACGCCGAGCACAUCGGCUCCCCCGUCCGCCGCGACCUGGCCUCCUGCAACUCCGUCGCCACGGCCGUCCUCCCGCGCAUCACCGACGCGGCCCCCACCCUUCCCGUCGACGUCGCCAACUACCUCGCCUUGUCGGCCUCCGUGACGGACCCCUGUUCCGAUCCGACCAUCACGGGCUCCAUCGGUUCCGCCUACUCGACCUACGCCAAGUCCUUCACCUCGUGGAAGGACGCGCACAUGAGCGACUUCCGCGCCGUCUGGCAGGCCUGCAGCGACGUCCAGGGCGUCGCGACCGUGUUGCCGCUGGGGACGGGCCAGUGCAGCUCGCUUGUUGCGGAGAUUACCAGCGCCGGGCCGGUCAACCCUGGCGGCGGCAGUGGAGGCGGACUUGGUAAUGGUAAUGGAAAUGGAGGCGGACGGUCUGGUAAUGCGGCCGGUCCGAGGGAGACGGGAGCUGUUAUGGCUGCUGCUGCGGUGGCUGGCUUUGUUGUUGCUGCUAUCAACUAA
This is a messenger RNA of Colletotrichum gloeosporioides, 1806 nucleotides long. RefSeq lists its product as uncharacterized. The record is from RefSeq and is a predicted model, not a curated record. The coding region runs from base 1 to 1806 and encodes 601 amino acids. The transcript is spliced from 3 exons. Lineage: Eukaryota; Fungi; Ascomycota; Sordariomycetes; Glomerellales; Glomerellaceae.